ACAACUUAUGACGUGGAUGUCUGUUGAGGCAACUUGCUCUAAAAAAGAAAGCUGUUUUGUUUUCAAAUUAGUCAUUCACGAAACUGUAGUCAUGCCAACACAUCGUGAAAGCAAACCUACCAAAAACUGAAGCGUCUGUCGCUGGAACGUGCACACUUCUGAAAGCCUUUCGAAUCAGCAGAGCUACUCAGAAAACUGCAGCAACUGAAAAGUAGCAUCGUGUGCCUGCCUGUGUCUGUGUUUUCCCAGGCACAGGUCGGUUUUCGUACCAGGCUGCACAUUAAUUUCAGCAGAUAAACAACUUCCACUGAUCUCAGCUUCUUUCCUUCAGGGCUGAAAUUUUCUCCUCAGAGGUACAGUACAAAGGUCAAACCCAGAGACCCAAUUCACUGGAAGGAUGGAAUCUUCCAGUAAAACCCACCAUCACCCGGUGAUUACAGCAGGUUUGUCUGUGGGUGAGGAACUGGCCCUGGACCCGCUGGUGACAUGCAAGCUCUGCCUUUGUGAAUACCCUCUUGAUGGAAUGACCACUCUGGAGCAAUGCAACUGUUUCUUCUGCACCAUGUGCUUAGUGCGUUACGUAGAACUAAUGAUCAGAGAAGGUUGUGGAUCUCCUAUCACAUGCCCAGAGCUUGGAUGUCCUAAAAAUGGAGUCUUGCAGGAUGCAGAGAUUGCAUGUUUGGUUCCAGCUGAUGUGCUUCAGUUAUACCAGCAACUGAAAUUUGAACGAGAAGUCCAUCUGGAUCCCUCCAGGACAUGGUGCCCCAGGGUCCAGUGUCAGGCUGUCUGCCAGAUCAACGUAGCUGAUUCACACCAGGCUGUGUCAGUGCAAUGUCCCUCCUGUCAGACACAGUUUUGCUCCAUUUGCAAGGCCAGUUGGCAUCCAGGGCGGGUGUGCCAAGAAACCCAGCCCUUUAUGCCCUCAAAAGCAAAUGAUACUAGUGUUUCCACCAGCUUUGACCCUGAUGCUCCCGUCAAACAGUGUCCAGUGUGCCAUAUCUUCAUAGAACGAAAUGAAGGUUGUGCCCAAAUGAUGUGUAAAAACUGCAAGCACACCUUUUGCUGGUAUUGUCUUCAUAAUCUGGAUAAUGACAUUUUCUUGAGACAUUAUGACAAAGGCCCAUGUCGCAAUAAACUUGGCCACUCUAGAGCUUCAGUUAUUUGGAACAGAACCCAGGUUGUCGGGAUCCUCUUUGGAUUAGGCCUGAUUGUGCUAGUCACAUCUCCGCUCCUUCUCCUGGCCUCCCCCUGCAUCAUUUGCUGUGCCUGUAAGUCCUGUAGGAGUAAGAGGAAACACCAUGGCCCAUCAUCUACAUAAACUGAGGAAAUCCCUGAACUAAUGUUUUUCUGGUGCCAAGACUUUUUCACUCCACCUCUGUCAUCUUCAUAGUGAAGUGCCUACUGGAUCAUUGCUGUGAAAACAUAUAUAAUAUAGACAAUCGGGGGAAGGGAAAUUGGUAGUAACUUCGACUUAUGAUAUAUUACUGUAGUGACUGAAAGAAACAGGUCACACUAAAGUGCAAUUGGUGAAUAUGACAUUGCUCAACUGUCUUUACAAUGCAAGCUGCUGCAGCCUAAGUUUCUCAAUAAGAAUGACUGUAUGGUUUCAGCUGAUUAUUCUACCCAACCUACACAUUUCUCUCUUUGCCUGCUUUCUCCUAACAGACUCAUUUUACUUUAGUGUAUUUGUUAUUAUAUGUUUCAACCACCAUGGUACAGGAUAAGAUUCUCAAUUACACUAUUUUCCACCACUUGGUCAAGGCCGUGUUUGACAACCAUAAAAAUGCUUCACCUAGUAACAUAUAUGAGGAAAACCAUUGGAAUUCGCAAGAAAGGGUCGAUAUAAGACUUAAACUCAAACUCAGAGCUAUCUAAACCCUUUCAAUGAGAAACUGCAUUACUAUACCACUGGAUCAUUAUUCUGAUAUUUGGACUAUGGUGGUUGUAUUGUUUCAUUUGUAGGUCACUGGAUUUCCCCUUUUCACACUAAUUUAUUUGUUAUUUCAAGUUGCAACUUACGUGCAGAAGCACCAAAUGUGUAAUUGGUGACAAAUCUUAUGAAACUUAUUUCCCCAUCAUAAAGGCUGCAAAAAUCGAAUCUCAAGAAACUGAUCAUGACAGCAUCCUUCCUUUUAGAGCUUUAGGGAGUUGAAGUAGUAGCCAGACAAUUGCUUUCAAAGGACUGAAUUUUUUACAGUCUGUUGGAAGCAAGUCAAGUCAGAACCAGGAGUGAAGUUACAAAACAAAGCAUCAGGUUGGCUCUUUAAUGGCAGGGUCUAUUUGGCAUAGGUUAUGGGCCCAGGACCAACUGGUAACAACUAAGUCAAUGACUGAGCCAAUUAGGGGAAUUCUGAUGGUGAUAUUGCUAUCUACCCUAUGGUGGAUGGGCUUCUCUUGUGAAACCAGAGCUUGACUGACAACUAGAGAUGGCCUCUCAAUAGCAGGCUGGUGUAACCAUGGGUGCUUUCCACUUUGAUCACCUCAACAUAGACUCACUGGGAUACCUCAUGCCAUCUAUGGAGAAACUCCCUUUCUAUAAUGGUGGAUUAACAGCUGUGGUUGUGCAUGAUUUUUAAUUAUUUUCAUUGCUAUACAGAGCCUGCCCAUAUCGAUACAAAGAUAGUAGGAACUGCCAAUGCUGGAGAAUCUGAGAUAACACAGUAUGAAGCUGGAUGAACACAGCAGGCCACGCAACAUCAAAGGAGCAGGAAAGCUGGCAUUUUCUGAAGAAGGGUCUCGACCUGAAACAUCAACUUUCCUGCUCCUGUGAUGCUGCUUGGCCUGCUGUGUUCAUCCAACUUCACACUGUGUUAUCCCUGUCCAUGUUGAGAUGCCCCGCAUUCUCUAAUGACUUCAGCCCGUCUUUCCCAGUGGAACUUCUGGCUGGACAUUACUGCUGGCUCCCUUGUUUGUAUUUUGACUUCCAUUGUCUGCCUGCCAUCCUUAGUUGGACAGGACAUCUUGGUUGCCCAUGGAAGAUGCCGGCCAACAUCUUGACACCACUAUCUCCAGGUUCUGGAACAAAUUUGAAAAUGACAUCAACAUCAUGACCCAACCAGAAACAUAAAUAGUCCCAAGUGCUUGGAUACUUGACCUAAUGUCUCAUUUGGUUCAGUGUCUCAUUCUUGCCUGAUUAUACUCCUAUUAAGUGCUAUUGACAUUUUUUGCUGUUUAAAAAACACUAUAUAAAUAAAAUUUUUUGCUUUUAUUGCAUCUGAUUAGAAGAGGUCCACUUUCUUACCCUCAUAUCAUAACCAAUGCUGUCAUAACUGAUUAACAUAACUAAUCUUUUCUGCAACUUGUGUUGCCUUGACACCUUUCUAAAAGAACAUGCCCAACUUAGAUACAGAAUCUGAACUGUCUUCUACCCAAUCGUGUAUUUAUUUGGAUUUUCAGCUUGUAACUGCAUAUCAGAGAGCAUAAUUUGACUCCAUAUAGGAAGGUAUAAGCUUCCACCUGUACUAUUCCUGCAGGUAUAAGGAUAUUUCUUAGUCUGUCCUUUAUAUUAAUCUAUUUGUAACACCAGAUUCUUGAGAAUAACAGAGACAGUGAGGAGAAACAAAUGAAAGUAAGUUGUGAAUAUUAUGGGAAUUUUAAUAUAGCAUAAAUUCGUCAGUUAAAAAAUAUUCCAGUUCUAAUGUAACUUAAGCAACAAUACUGUCCCAUUCAGUAAACUUUCUAAAUUAGAUUACCCAGAGAUAUUCCGAGACAAAGCGAUGUAUAUACCAGCCACCUUUUGGUGACAGAGUUGAAAAAUACAGCAACAUGGUGAGCUGUGGCAACUCAUAAUUUGGUCAAUUUUCUUGAGAGGAAAUAAUCCCAAUUUAAAAUUAUUUGGCUAGACCUGAGUCUGCUCAUGUUUUUCCUUUUACAGUGGAAUAUCUUAUUGGUGGCAUUUGUGCUAAAGUUCACUUUUCCAGAAAAUUUAUUGCGAUCAGUCAUAGGAAAGAAGGAAUGCAUAAGAAACGUUCUAAACAUCAAUUUUGUGAGGAUAAUGGUUCCUCUUGAUGAAUGUAGGAGUUAUUUUUGCAUUAUUAACAGUUACGAGCCACUUUUAUUGUAUUGUUACGUGUGUGUUUUAAAAAGUAACAGCAAAAAUCUGAUGGUGAUUGGAAAAAUAUGAUCAAAUGAACAUUUGCUAAAGUUGUAGAUUAUAAGAAAUUGUAUUCCCAGUGCAAAGAUUUAUCUUGUGGGAGAGUAUAUGAGGAAGUUGAGGCAGUCAUUUGGCUGUGCAGGAUUAAUAGAUUAUUAUCUCCAUCAGUAGUCAAAAGUUGUCAGAAACACACCUGUAAAAUUAUCACUAAAUAUUUAGUUGUGAUAUUGCAAGUACUGUACAAUAAUUGCAUCAAAGAGUCUGUUUUGUAACAUAUAUAUUCCAGGACAUUUUCCUUUUGGCAUACCCUACUUUUGAUGUAGUGCAUACAUAAUCUUCCCUCUGAAAUUGCCUUCCCCAUUGAUUGUAUGGGAUAGUGUGAUUGUGUCGCUAUUUGAGAGAUAAUGACCAUAGAGCCUCAGAUUAUCAUCACUAGUGAAACCCUAUCACUCUUAAGUAAAUUAUCUUCUCACAUCCCUUCAGAUCAUAAUGAACUCAUGACCUCCCGAUUCAGACAAGAGGGGAAACAUUGAACUACAAUGAUGCUAAAUAUUCCAACGGAGUAGGCCAAACCAAGGAAGAUUGUGAUUUUGGGUCUGAGUCAUUUUGCCAAAUAAGUGAUAGCUUUCUGUGCCAAAAAGCCUAGAAAACACUUUGAAAAGUACUUGUAAAUGAAGAGAUAUUCUAUAAAUGUUCUAGCGACCAGGUCUAAGAUUUCCCAGUUUUUUUUCCCAGCAAGCAUGGAAUGACCACUGUGAUCAGACUUUGCAUGUACUCUUGCUGGCAGAUCAGUUUUUCUUUCUUACUGAGUUAUUGUCCUAUGAUGGGAGGCUGUCCUCCAUUGAAGCUGUUGAGAAGGAAUGCAAGAUUGAUGGGCAGCACUCUCAACUUGAAAAGCCACAGGGAGUAACCUGAAGAGGCUACACAAACUGUCUACAUGUAGGCCAUCUCCUGAUCAUUUUUAUCACUGAAAGCAUUAAAACAGAGGCUGGAGGAAUGUGUGUAAGUGUAGAGAGUGCCCUGUCAUUAGAUCAUGGAUGAUUUACUUUGCCUUUAAAAUGUUGUGUUGUCAGCAAACAGCAGUGUAGGUGUACCUGAGCUUUCAGUGAACUUUCUUUUAAGUACUCACAUGGUAUCUCACGCAUUUAUAAACAAAGGAAGUCAAAUCUUGGGAUUUGUCCUGACAUUUGCAGAUAAUGUUGUUUUAUUUGGACUUGUGAAAAUGCGGAUUAUUUUUGCGUCAUUUGCUGAGCUGCCUUGUUGCUCUUCUGCAACUUUUAUGUUAUAUUUAAUCUUGCGUAUCAAAUAUUUUUGUUGUCAAAGUGUUAAUGUUAGUGUACUUGUAUCAUAUUUAGAAAUAUUUCUGAAUACAGAGACAUGCUGUUGAAAUUGUUCCAUUUUGCACUCAUCAGGACAAAAUCACAAGUAAACUAAAUCUCUCCGAACAACAUACUGUAGGAGAAGAGGGUACUGAUCAGUUGGCAGGUGGACUCUGAUUGAUAGAGGCAUUGCCAUGGAGAAUGCACCAAGGAACAGUUAACUGCCACAAUUUUACUUACAUUCAGACCAAGCAAGUCAACACUCAUUUGGCUAAAUCAUUCCCUAGGGGAAUGCAUCAGAGAAUGGUUAUUUGCACUAACUUUUGUUGAAGUAAAAAGACCCAAUGUAAGGCCAUGUCCUUUCUGUUAUAGGAAUUAUACUGUCAAGCUGGAGAGGGUUCAGAAGAGAUUUACCAGGAUGUUACUGGGUAUGGAAGGUUUGAGUUAUGAAGAAAGGCUGGAUAGGCAGAGACUUUUUUUCAUUGGAGCAUAGGAGGUUGAGAGUCGACCUGACAAGUUUAUAAAAUAAUGAUAGAUAUAGAUAAAGUUAAUGGUAGUUGUCUUUUCUGUAAAAUGGGAAAUUUCAAGACGAGGGUGUUCGUUAAGGUGAGAGGAGAGAGAUUUAAAAUAGACAUGAGGCAAAUUUUCUACACAUAGGUCAUUCCACAUGUGAACUACCCUUCAUGCCGAAGUGGUGGAUGUGGGUUCAAUUACAACAUUUUAAAAGACAUUUGGAUGGAUGCAUGACUAGCAAAGGUUGGAUGGAUAUGCGCCAGGAGCUGGUAGGUUGGACUACUUUAGUCUGGGAUUAUGUUCAGCAUGGACUAGUUGGACAGAAGAGUCUGAUUCGAUGCUGUAUGACAAAGUGCUAUGUGUGAAUGCUAGAAGUUACACACAAACACAAGUGAGUUGUUAAUUCACUUCUUAGCAUAAUUGGGAUUGUUUAGCAGGUGUUGCAUAUUUGGGGAAAUCCUGUCCAAUGUAGGAUAUUAUGUUCUGAGUUUUACUGGGCUUGUUGAGUAUGGUCAGUAUGCUGCUUGUUUUGAAUAGCCACCAGGAAAUGCUGUUUGAUAAUGAUCCACCAAUUUCUGUGAUAUGCAGUCUGGUUUUCUUUUGAUCCUGUCUUGAUGAGUGGAUGAAGAAAAGCUUUAAUACAGUGACUAUCUUUAUUUCAGCAAUAAGCAGUCUGUACAAGCAAAAAGCUAAAUGUCAAGGUGGUCUGGGAACAGCUUGCUGUGCUUGUAUCCCUUGUUUUGAAUGCUGAAUUGUAGAGGGAUAUUUGGUGCAAUUAGACAAUGUUAGCAAGCUUGCAGUGAAAUGUUACCAUUUGCAAAGGUGUUUCUGACUUCUUAUAAUAAGAAACAAAAAUGAUGCUAGACUUUCCAAGGGCAUGAUUUAAUUUGCCUUUCUAAAGUAGUGACCUUUUCACAUUAAUUGAUGGGAGAGCCACGUGACAGCUGAUCUGAGAAAUGGUCUGAGUUCCUGGAUUAAAGUAUUUUGCUUAUUUCAUCCAUGCCUGGGGCAGCAACAUGACACAAGGUCAGGGAGAACGCGAGACAAAAGACACAGCAUGCAUCUUUACACCAGGGAUUUCAGUGUCUGGAACAGGUUACACAAAGGUUGGUUGAAGCCAGUGUGCUGGACUAAUUUACCAAACACCUAAAUUCGACAAUGGGAAGUGCAUUAGGGUUUAUGUUCUAGAUGAAUGAGAUCAAAUGGACCAUUGACCAGCUGAAUCAAAUAAUAACAUAUGGGAUAACAUAUGCAGACUACAAGGUAAUAAUAGACUAGACUAACAUUGUAGCGUUCAGAUGACAAUCUGGAUUGUAGCAACGAGCUCGAGUACUUUAUCAACACCACCUGAACUUCAACAUGUCUUGCUGUUCGAACACACUCCGAUCUGCUUUUUCUAAGUUGCACAGUCUUAUUGUUACUCCCAAGUUUCACAGUCUCCCAGAAGCCAGCAUUGAGGUUAAACUGAAUUGGUAAUUGAGUUUUGUUUUGUUGUAUAAUAUAAAAGGAAUCAGUUUUCAACCACAGAAUGAAACCAUGCAGCUGAUUCUCUGAAAGAGUUAUUCAGUUUUACCUAUGCCCUUCCCUGCAAGUUUCCCUAUUCAAGUAUACAACAUCUUUUGGGAAGUACAUUCUACCCGAUAGUAAUUUGUAGUGCAAUAAAAUGUAUUAUCCUCAUUCUGGUUCUUUUAUGUCAUGGAGAUACGUUGUGUAAUUUUAUUCAUUAUAACUGACCUCAAAAGAUCCCAUUUAGUGCAAGAUUUAAAGAGGAGGGAUUUGUCAGUAUAUUUGGUGCUGCUGGAGAGAAGCAUCUUCGUGUGCUGAAAUUCUCUCCCACCCAGCUCCUACAAUUUUUGCUGCACUUUGUUCUGUUUGAGAGACUGGAAUAGGUGGUGGUGGAGAGUUGUAGGCGGUUUGAAAAAAAAUGUCAUUAUUUGAAUAGUCUUAAAUCCUUUUGUGAAUCAUGUGACACUCUUGUGCCUGUACAUGGAGAAGCUAAUCCAUUGCCUGGCAGGCAUUAAAGUGAUCAAUGGACAGUUCUUUCUAUAUACUUUUGAGAAUUUAUUUAAUACCUUUAAAGUUACUCUUAAGCUAAGAGAGUCACACAGCCAGGGUUUACAAAGGAUAAGGUUGUGGAUGUGAUUCCCCAUGCUUACCUUGUUAAAGCAGGCAAACUUAACCCAAGAAGGAUUGACAGAUGAGCUUGUUCCUGGAGUGCAUAAUUUACACAGAGGGAUGCAGCUGGCUUCUAGAGCGUAAUGCUGUGCAAUAAGCUUGCCAACUUUAGUUGGAUGUUUUCUUGGAGGUUUCAGCACAAGGCAGCCCUUGUCCUCAUCUUCUAAUACUUUUUUUUGGAACUUAGUAGCAAAAUAGGGGUGAAAGAAAACGGGGACAGAAACUUUCAUUGCCCAUUAUUUUCUCCCUGCCCCUAAAUGUUGUUCUCAGCUGUGACAAGAGUGUUACUGUUCAGUUUCUGAAGACACCAAGACAAUUCUGCAAAGUUAGAAACUCAAGGCCGCAGUCUGAUUUGGGUUUUACACUUGCAGUCUGAGUUAUUAAACUCCAUAAUCAAGCCUGCAUCAGAUUGUUGUAAUAUCAUAAGAACAGCAUUGUAAAUCCAUGCACUUUAUUGCUGUUUCUAUAAACAUAGUUCUCUACAUAAUUGUGCCAUA
This is a messenger RNA of Stegostoma tigrinum, 8597 nucleotides long. Its product is annotated as E3 ubiquitin-protein ligase RNF144B-like. Bases 398 to 1318 code for a protein of 306 amino acids. Gene Ontology annotation, molecular function: zinc ion binding; ubiquitin conjugating enzyme binding; ubiquitin protein ligase activity. Lineage: Eukaryota; Metazoa; Chordata; Chondrichthyes; Orectolobiformes; Stegostomatidae. Gene Ontology annotation, cellular component: mitochondrial membrane; ubiquitin ligase complex; cytoplasm. The transcript is spliced from 8 exons. The record is from RefSeq and is a predicted model, not a curated record. Gene Ontology annotation, biological process: protein polyubiquitination; positive regulation of proteasomal ubiquitin-dependent protein catabolic process; ubiquitin-dependent protein catabolic process.